UGUCUCUGGUUCAAACGUUUUGGGAACGUAUGCGUCAAAAAACAUGUCAAAAGGUCCGUGCAACAACGUCAAACAAGUCCAGUGGGCAUUUUGAUUUUAUAAAAGCGAUUUUUUUAAAACCACUUAAGCUCGGUUUGAGGCAAGCUAAGCGAAGAAAAUCACGUUUGACUACCCGAGUGUACAAGUGCCUGUUUCCAUGGCAACAUGGGUACACGCAACAUGGAGUUCCUGCAGUGGAGUUGUGAGGAUGUUGCGAGAUGGAUUGAGUCCAUCGGAUUUCCACAGUAUAAACUGUGCUUCACCGAGAACUGUGUCACUGGCAGGAAGCUGAUCUUUGUGGAUUGUGCCCACAUGCCAAGACUCGGAAUCACAGAUUUUAAACACAUGCAGGCCAUCGCGGCGCAUGUGCGCGAGCUGCUGGGCAUCGCCGAGGUCCUGUGGAGUCGCAGCGUCGCCGACCCGCCGCGGGACCUCGAGGGCCUCUUCCUGGAGAUGAAGAGUCGCACGGGCGUGGAGACCGAUCAGCUCACCCCUCAGCAGCUCCUGGAAGACAUACGCCACUGACCAAGAUGAAAGUCCACGGCCAGCUUGUGUUUAUCGUGGCGGAUAUGUUCCACAGCCACGCGUGAUCAUUAAAAUAAAUAAAUAAAUAAAUCCACAAUAUUGAGAGACCA
Messenger RNA from Phyllopteryx taeniolatus (common seadragon), 674 nucleotides. RefSeq names its product sterile alpha motif domain-containing protein 15-like. The record is from RefSeq and is a predicted model, not a curated record. The coding region runs from base 205 to 564 and encodes 119 amino acids. Lineage: Eukaryota; Metazoa; Chordata; Actinopteri; Syngnathiformes; Syngnathidae. Gene Ontology annotation, molecular function: protein binding. The transcript is spliced from 3 exons.